UCAAUUCAGCCACUGCAUAGUUUUUUUAAUCUUGUAGUUUUUUAUUUGGAGAAAAAUACCAAUCUGUGCAUCAUGAUUUGCUGUAUUAGACUCGAAUAAAGCAUGGCAACUAGAGCUUGCAAACUCUGCUUGAGUUGACUGCUUCCGUUCGUCUUCACUCUGGCGAGGAUGGAGGCGUCUUCUUGGAACGAUCAGUCAGUCUCUCACAAUGAGUCCAACCAUGGUGUGCCAGAUGGAAGCAUUCCAAUCUGCUCAGGGCAGAACUUGUACUUUACACACUAGAAAUGUUCCAGCUUCGGCAUCACCGCAUCAUAUAGGAACCUUGGGAUUAUAAAAUGUUUGCAGCUCCAUAAGCGGGACUGCAGCAGGCAGUGAUCACUGAUCAACAAGCUUGUCUUUGAGCGAAACUACCAGCGCCAUGGGAUCCCGGGUGCGAGUUCUCAACGUUUCCCAUGUGCUCCCAGCCCCAGAUCAAGCCGCCGUCUGCUCACCGGAAGCCCUCCCCGUCGACGGCGGCCACGUCAAGCUCUCGUUCAUGGACGCCUUGUUCGUCGACAGGGUGCCGAUGCAGCGGCUCUUCUUCUACGAGGGCCCCGGCAUCCCGCCCUUGCCGUCCCUCGUCCGCUCCCUGAGGUCCUCCCUCGCCGCCGUGCUCGCCGUCUUCCACCCCCUCGCCGGCAAGCUCACCCACCGCGCGUCGACCGGCGACGUCGUCGUGGACUGCACGCCGGCCGCGGUCUCACCCGGCGUCAGGUUCGUGGAGGCGGAGUACGCCGGCACCAUCGACGACAUGCGGCGCCUCGCCGUCGGCGACGAGCACCACACGGAGGCGCUGAUGCUGCUCGGGCCGGAGCUCAACGCGGGGCGUCUCCCGGCCCCGGUGCUCGCCGUGCAGGUCACGAGGCCGGCCGUCGGGGCCGGGCGCGCCGUGGUGGUCGGGGUGUCCAUCCACCACGCCGUGGCCGACGGCCACUCCGUCUGGCGGUUUAUGAGCGCCUGGUCCGCCGUGUCGCGGUCGCCGGAGGCUGCGUCGGGCCUCACGCCGCCGACGUUCGACCGCGCGGCGAUCCGGUACCCCAAAGCCGACGAAGUGGCGCGCAAGUUCCUGCGCACGAUCGCGCCGGCGCUGCCCGUGGCAAGGUCGCCGUCGCUGCACACCCCGCCGGACCUGCGGAGGAGAAGCUUCCUGCUCCGCGCCGACGACAUCGAGUCGGUGAAGCACCGCAUCCUGGCGGAAUCCAAAUCCAUCGGCGAGCAGAUGGACACGCACCCGAGCACCUUCGUCGCGGUGGCGUCGCUGGUGUGGACGUCCAUCGCGCGGGCCAAGCGCCUCGACCCCGCCGCCGACGGCGACGCCUACUUCCUGGUGCCAGCGGACCUCCGCCGCCGCCUCGCGCCGGCGGUGGACGAGCGCUACUUCGGGAACUGCGUCGCUCCGUGCUUCGCCAGGGCCGCCGCGCGCGACCUGCGCGACGGCGGCGCGGGGCUCGCGCGCGCCGCCGCGGCCAUCGGCGCCGCAGUCCGCGAGCGGCUCGGGGACCCGCUGGGCGGCGCGGAGCGGUGGCUGGAGCGCUUCCUCGCGGCGCCGAGGGAGAGGCUCACCCACGCGGCGUCGUCGAACCGGUUCAUGGCGUACGAGACGGACUUCGGGUGGGGCGCGCCGAGCCGGGUGGAGCUCGUGUCGCUCUUCACCAGGGAGCUCGUGCUGCUGCUCGGCGCGGAGGACGGCGGCGUGCAGGUCACCGUGGCGCUGGAUCACGCGCACAUGUGGGGCUUCGCUGCCAACUUGCUGAUGGUUUCAGGGCAAGGGAGGAGCCAAUCUGCAUAGAAUGAUGGUAGAAACGGACCACAACCUAUCUCUCACAGAUCAGAAACUGA
Messenger RNA from Panicum virgatum (switchgrass), 1878 nucleotides. Its product is annotated as anthocyanidin 3-O-glucoside 6''-O-acyltransferase-like. The transcript has a single exon. The record is from RefSeq and is a predicted model, not a curated record. Lineage: Eukaryota; Viridiplantae; Streptophyta; Magnoliopsida; Poales; Poaceae. The coding region runs from base 419 to 1828 and encodes 469 amino acids.